This is a messenger RNA of Aphidius gifuensis, 2151 nucleotides long. Its product is annotated as myb-like protein X. NCBI's taxonomy places the organism in Eukaryota, Metazoa, Arthropoda, Insecta, Hymenoptera, Braconidae. The transcript has 5 exons. The record is from RefSeq and is a predicted model, not a curated record. The coding region runs from base 447 to 1604 and encodes 385 amino acids.
UUUAUAUGUGGUUGUGUGUGUGAAUGUUGAUGUGUGCCAACUUGCCAAGCCGUCGUGUCAUCAUCAUCAUCAUCACUGUACAAAUAUAGUAUAUAUAUAUAUGACAAUAUAAUAUUGUUGUGCUAGUGUCAUUAUUGUAUUUUUUGCAUGCACACACAAUCAAAAAUAAAGGAAGAAAAAAAAAAACUUGUCUUCCGUCAGACACUCGUGUCACUUGUGUUUUACAAUACGCCGCGUGUUAAAUUUUACUCAAUUUUACUUGUAGACACUUGAGAUUUUUAAUAAAAAAAAAAAAAGAAUAUUUAUUCUCCAAAGUAAAAAAACAAAAGUGUGUUUAAGAGUUUGUGACAGGUAGAUUUAAAAAAAAAAAAACAUAUAUUCAAUAAAAACUAUUUACAGUUAAAAGUAAAUUUUUCAUAAAAUAAAAAAAAUAUAUAAAGUCAAGCAUGGAUUUGAGUUUGCUUCUCCAACAAUUCCAGUACGUAAUUCCAGUUUGUGUUGUACUGAUUGGAGCUAUUUUAGUAUUUUUAUUUGGCUUUAAAAAUGCUGAACAACCACCAUUUGCUCAACUCUCAGCUGCCCCAGACGUGGACCGGAAACAAGCCAACAAAAAACGGAGCAAAACCAAGGAUAAUAAAAAAUCAUCAUCAUCAUCAUCAUCAACAACAACGACAACAGCAGUAGCAACAAAUUCUUCAGUAACUGCAAAUGAAAAGAGUGCUAAAAAAUCAUCACCAGCUAAAAAAUCAUCAACAAAGAAUGAUGACGUUGAGGAUAAAUUGAAAGAACGAAAAGAUGAAAACAGACAAGUUAUUGCUGCUAACGUUGCCAAGAAAGACAAGACUCAAAUAAUUAAUGCUAAAUCUGGAAAAGAGAACAAGGCUGAGCAAACCAAAAAUAAAAAGAAUCUCAAAAAUCAAGUUUUGGAAAAGCCACUUGACUUUGACGAAGGUGAUUGGGAACAGGCAUUUUCAAAGAAAAAUAAAAGAUCCAAAAAAGAAGAAGAAACACCAAAAAAAAAUAAAAAAAAUAAUAAAAAAAUUGAGCAAAUAAAUGAUGCCAAAGAUGUCAAGGAACAAGAAAAAUCUGAAAUCAAGGAUAAAAUUGCUAAAGAAAGUGAAAAUAAAGAACUCAAAGAAAAAAAUAAUAAAAAAGAUAUAAUUGUUGAUGGCAAAGUUGAAGAUAAAGUUGAUGAAAUUAUUCAACAAGUUCAACAAGUCAAAGAACAAGUUAAAGAGGAAAUAAUAAUGGCACCAGAAAAAGAAGAAAAAAAAAGUGUUAAAUCAUCAAAGAAAGCUAAAAAAUCAAGUAACAAAGAUGUGAACAAAGAUGAAAAUAUUCCAGCUGCUGUUAUUAUUGCUGAUGUACCAGUUGAAACUAAAAAAUCACCAGCAAAAGUAGCUGAAAAAAAAAAUGAAAAAAAAACUGAAAAAAAAGUUGAUAAAAAAGUCGAACAAGUCAAGACUGAAAUUGUUAUUGUUGAAGCACCAAAAGCUCCAGCAAUUGUUGAAAAAACUGGUGCAGUCUUUGAUGAAUUGGAAGAUGUUUGGACAGAAGCCAAGCCUCAAAAAAAAAGUAAAAAGAAGGCUCGCAAAGAUAAUUGAAAUAUUUAAUUAAAAUGAAUAAUUAAUUUCAAUUAAAUUUAAAAGCAUCAAUGAUUGUUGUUGCUAGAAGCAGAUAAUGAUGAUGAUGAUGAUGAUGAAAGAGAAAAAAAAAAUAGAAACAAAAAAAAAUUAAAUAAAAAUUGAAAAAAUGAAAAAAAAAAGGGAAAAAAUAAAUAGAUAAAUAAAUAAAUAAGAAAUUAAAUGAUUUCUGAUUAAUUAUUAGUGCAUGAUCAGUGCACUUGUUAAACAAGGCUUGAUAAAACAAAUAAUAAUAGUAAUAAUGAAAAGUUGAUAAUUCUUCUUUUUUUAUUCGUGUACAUAAUUUAUAUCUGGAUUGAUGGAAUAAUCAUCAUUUCGCAUAUGAAUACAUAUAUAUUAUAUAAAUAUUAUAGAGGUAUAUAUAAAUUAUAUUUUUUAAAAAAAUCACACACACACACAAACAUACACACUCACCUUACAAAGAAACAAUAUCGUCAAAGUAUUGCUCACAGUAAAUUUAAAAAAAAAAAAACGAAAUAAAACGAAACGAAAUUAUAAAAUAUUUCAU